Molecule: messenger RNA, 3047 nt
Organism: Chelmon rostratus (copperband butterflyfish)
Lineage: Eukaryota; Metazoa; Chordata; Actinopteri; Chaetodontiformes; Chaetodontidae
Gene: grb14
Product: growth factor receptor-bound protein 14
Exons: 15
Coding region: 143-1738 (531 amino acids)
Biological process (GO): negative regulation of insulin receptor signaling pathway; insulin receptor signaling pathway
Cellular component (GO): plasma membrane; cytoplasm
Source: RefSeq, a predicted model, not a curated record
AGUAAGGGCACCUGUGCCACACGUGUGAACGGAGAGCCUCAUUCCACACCGGAGCAGCGAUAUGAGGACCAGAUUUCAAGCUUUCAGCUGGGGACUCCACUUGAAGAGGCACAAGAUGAUGCCUUGGAUUUAGCUGGCCCACAUGAGUGAUAUGAAUAACGCGCUGGACGACAUACACACGUCAGGAAGCCUCGGAGAGAAAGCAGAGAUUUUUCACAGUGGCAGGGGUAAUGUGAGUGGCUUUCCCAACCCAGCCCUUAUCCCUUUGCGAGCUCCUUCACUAACACCAAAUGCCCAGCAGAUCAGGACUACACUCUGCAAGGGGAACAGGAGCAAUAAAGAGGGAGAGGAGUCAUUCUCUUCUCCUGUACCAAACCCUUUUCCUGAGCUUAUCCCCUCAACCCUCUCCCCCCUUGUCUCUGAAUGCUUAUUACCAUGGACCAAAAGUAGUGCAACUCAGGUAAUCAAAGUUUAUAAUGAAGAUAACACUAGCAGAGCUGUAGAGGUUCCCAGUGACAUCACUGCACGGGACAUAUGCCAGCUGUUUGUCUUGAAGAACCACUGCAUCGACGACCACAGCUGGACUCUUUUUGAACACCUCUCCCACCUGGGAAUAGAGAGAACCAUUGAAGACCAUGAGUCUGUUAUGGAGGUGCUAUCAGGCUGGGGAAUGGACACAGACAGUCGGCUGUAUUUUAGGAAGAAUUAUGCUAAAUAUGAAUUCUUCAGGAAACCCCUGGACUUUUUCCCGGAUCACAUGGUCUCUGUAUCCAGUGAAACCAAUGGGAUGGUGGAUCACUCUCAGCUUAUACAGACCUUUCUCAACUCCAGCACCUGUCCAGAGAUACAUGGACACCUCCAUGCCAAAGAGCAAAGCAGGAAGUCUUGGAAGAAGUUUUACUUUGUGCUGCGGAGGUCAGGGCUUUAUUUCUCCAACAAGGGAACUUCCAAGGAACCAAGGCAUCUCCAGUUCAUUGCAGACUUUAGUGACAGUGAUGUCUACACAGUGUUGUCAGCCAAAAAACUACAUGGAGCACCUACAGAUUAUGGCCUCUGUGUCAAGUCCACAAAGUGUAGUUCAGCCCGGGACUUGAAGCUGCUUUGUGCAGAUGAUGAGCAGACCAGGACAUGCUGGAUCACAGCCAUGCGCUUGUUAAAGUAUGGGAUGCAGCUGUACCAAAACUUCAUUCAGCCACACCAGAAGCAAAAAGCUUCACCAAUGAGAAGCAUCUCGGAGAAUUCGCUGGUGGCCAUGGACUUUUCUGGCCAGAAGAGCCGCGUGAUCGAGAACCCGUCUGAGGCGCUGUCUGUGGCGGUAGAGGAAGGCCUGUCAUGGAGGAGGAAAAGCUGCCACCGUCUGAGCGGCCAUGGAAGCCCCUCCACAUCACAGGGCUCAGUGUCAAACAUAGCCCUCCACUUGACUCAGUCCUGGUUCCACGGCAAACUGUCCCGGGAUGAGGCUCAGCGUCUCAUUACCCAGCACGGUCUUAUCGAUGGAGUUUUUCUUCUGAGGGACAGCCAAAGCAACCCGAAGACAUUUGUACUGUCACUGUGCCACAUGCAGAAAAUCAAACACUUUCAGAUCUUACCUAUGGAUGAUGAAGGCGAGGUAUUCUACAGCCUGGAUGACGGUCACACACGGUUCACUGACUUGAUCCAGUUGGUGGAGUUUUACCAGCUAAACCGCGGGGUGCUGCCCUGCAAGCUCAAACACCACUGUGCCCGGAUCGCCCUGUGAACGAGGGACCCCCAGAGACCCCCGAGGGCCCACAUGCACCUUAACUCCGGGGCCUUUCUGGACAAACACUCCCAGUGUUCUUGUGCCUUGAAGAAGAAAGAUAUACAGACUCACUGAACAGCCAUGCUAACUGAAACCACUGUUAUCACCCACUGUCGUCCACAUCGUGGUACACGGUCCCUUUGUUAUUUUCCUCAUUUUGGAGAAAAAGCUGAAUUUGACAGUAGACUGUAUAAUAACUGACUACAUGUGCUGAAGAUGAUGUGCAGUUUUGUCUGGUGAAUGUUAGUCUUUGGCCCUGUAAUGUGCCCAUAUGUGGCGGUAAAUCCGUUGUGCAAAGUCCAUGAACCAAAACAUGACUUCUUGUACUGUAUACUGCAGAGCUGAAUGUGUACUGCAAACAUCUUCUUCUAACAACAAGACACCAGUGAAAGAAAGCUACAUACAGUAGCUGUUUGAGCUUCACUGAAACUGCAGUAAUUAUAUAUAGCUGUCAGUUGUGGUCUGGCAAAGCUAAUGAUGGUUGAAUCAAAACAAGGGCAUCAGUUUUUUUUAUUUGAAACCAUCUCAUGCUGGGAAUUGUAGUACACAACACCUCUGUCCUGUUAGAUUUGAGUAAAACUAAGCUAUCUUACUUUUCAUCGUCAUUGUAUCUCAUCUAUCUAAGUAUUCAGGUAUUUUUUUUAAGAAAAUGAUUGUUGUUUUGUAUUUGAGAGAUAAAAUGACCUCUCAGGAAGUGUCACUGUGCAUGACCUGUAAGCUGGACUGCUGUAGAGCGGAGAGAGAGGUGUAACGGGGCGGGCACACAACCUCACUAGCCCGCACUGUACAUUCAUUUUAAAUGUAUGUGAUUAAACAAAAUGUUUGUAUUACAUGAAAUUAGUUGCGAGCUCGCUCUAGAGCGGGAGCAGUGAAAUGUAUUUCGCUCAGUUUUAGAUAUAAGCCAUUGAGAUGGAAAUCAGAAAUCCUGUGUGACUGAUUUUGAUCAUAUCUGAAUUCAUUGUAUAUUGAAAUUUAGGUUUUUAUAUUCUCCAAAGAUUCAGGUGUACAGCUUGCAGAACCUGGGUUGGUUGUAUUUUGCUGUCAUUGCCACUGCUGUGGAUAUACAGUGUGUUUUCAAAAAGGCCAAUAAUGCAUCAGCUUUUAAAAACAAGGCGUUUUAAAUCAGAGACGUGAUCGAAAUGACUAUCUUCUGUUAGUAGUUUCUCCAGCUGGACAACAGUGCAUUGAACAAUGAAUGUCAUGGACUGCAUAGUUUUAUAUGUAUAAACAAAGUCUGUUUGUAACGUGACUUUGUAUGAGUUAUUGU